GAAACGCAAAGUUCCGUUGAAUGUUACGUCUAUUCUCUGCGUCUUCUCCGUGAUAUUGAAUCUGCUCUAUGCUCGUCCGAUCCGUAGAGGAAUACGUUGAUUAACUUUAUUUUAUACGUACGUGUCGUACACGCGUCUGUCGUCCGUAUUAUUUAACGCGAGUGAAUAAAAUAAUUUUUAUCGGUGAUAAAUGCGACGAUCGAUGUAGAUUGCGUCGCUUGUGAUGUCUGUUUAAAAAGAACGCCAUUGAUUUCAUCGUAACGUUAUUUGUACUUGCGUACUUAUCGUGAACGUGUUUUAUUUAUAAAAAUUGAAAUUAUUUUAUUUUGAAAUUAUGGAUUUAUUACCAGAACAUAAUUCGACGUUUUGGAAAAUUGGUAGAUUAAAAACGUUUGAAGAUUGGCCGUUUCAAUCUUCUGACAAUUCGUGCAAUCCCGAGCGGAUGGCUGCUGCUGGUUUUUAUGUAGUGGGUGGUAAGAAAGAACCCGAUUUGGUUGAAUGUUUUAUUUGUUCCAAACAACUUGAUAGUUGGGAUCCGGAUGAUGAUCCCUGGAAUGAACAUAUGAAACACGAAUCGCAAUGUUCCUUCAUUAGAUUGGGAAAAUCGGAUGAGACUACUUGGACUGUGAACGAAUUGUUCGAUUUGUUUAAAAGAUAUAUGGUUAAGGAAUGCAUACACGAAUUGGACAAAGCUGUGAUUAAGGCGAAAGAGGAAAGUGCACGAUUGGUACGUGAAAUACCUCAUAUUUAUAAGAAAGUAAAGAAAGGAAAGAGAGUAAAAAAUUAACGAUAUGCUCUAAAAAAAUAAGAAUUAAAAUAGCGUUAUUUAUCCGAUGAUUAACGAUGUGAUCUUUUCUUUUUUUUAAUAAAAUUUUAUAUUUUAAAAUAAAUAUGAAUAGGGUUUUCUUUCGA
Messenger RNA from Apis mellifera (honey bee), 912 nucleotides. It is a transcript of the gene Det, whose product is annotated as baculoviral IAP repeat-containing protein 5. NCBI's taxonomy places the organism in Eukaryota, Metazoa, Arthropoda, Insecta, Hymenoptera, Apidae. The transcript is spliced from 4 exons. The coding region runs from base 335 to 787 and encodes 150 amino acids. The record is from RefSeq and is a predicted model, not a curated record.